Molecule: messenger RNA, 897 nt
Organism: Trichoplax adhaerens
Lineage: Eukaryota; Metazoa; Placozoa; Uniplacotomia; Trichoplacea; Trichoplacidae
Exons: 1
Coding region: 1-897 (298 amino acids)
Source: RefSeq, a predicted model, not a curated record
AUGGCAAAUUUCGAUAUGAACUUCGUCAAUCAAGUUUUUCCCACCAAACCUGAUAAGGUCAAGGAAGAGGAAACUGCCAAAGUGGAUGAUUUAUUGGAGGUAAAACGUAAUAGGCGUGCGCUUUUUCAACGUGAAAGACGUAAAAGGAGGAGUUUAGAUCAAGUGUUACUGGACAGAAAGAAGGACGCAGAAAGGAAAAGGGUUCGAAGAUCAAAAAGAACAACGAAUGAAAUUGAACGAGAUCGAAAACACGACGCCGAACGUAAGAAGCUAAGACGAGCUGCCAGAACACCGGAAGAAAUUAGAACUGAUCGUAAGAAAGAUGCCGAUAGAAAGCGACGUAAAAGGGCUGCUAGAACUCAAAAUCAAAUUGAGGAACAAAAGGAAGCAGAUCGUCAGAGAAAACGACUCAAAAGAGCAAGUAGAACGCCGGAACAGAUUCAGCUUGAUCGAGAGAGAGAUGCUAAAAGAAAGAGGAUUAGCAGGGCUCUUAAAGCGGCGCAACGUCACGCUGACAAACAACGCCAGGAAGGGAUUACCGAUACCGCAGCAGCUACUGCCACUGCCAAGGUGGAGCAAAUGCCAGCAACUGAACAAUCUGAACCACACGAUAUAGCCAAUAGCGUAAGUGCAGGUGAUAUGACCUUUCGAACAGAGUAUGUUGAAGCUUACACUGAUCAAGUUAUGCCAGAUUCUUCAGUCAUCGAUAGCAUUGUUGAGAUCUCCAAUAACGGCGAAGAUCAUACCACAACUAUGGAAACCGUAGCUGAAGGUGAUAUUGCCCAAGAUAAAACAACCACUACAGAAGCAGCAGAAGUACCAAAAGGUCAAUCCAAACGAAAAGCACCAAAUCAAGCUGCAGCGAAGAAAGGCAACAAGAAAUCAAUCAAAACAUGA